AUGGACGCUCUUGCAGGCUACGGCUCUGAAGACAGCGACAUCGGCGAGCAGCCUUCGCCCCAGCUGGUCAAGUCGAAGACAGCAACGACCACCGAGCCUCUGGACUACGAUCCCACCGACGCUUUUGGACUGGGCAGUCUCAAGCCUGAGCAAGCAUCGACAUCACAACAAGCGCUACAGGCAUCUCCCGAAGCACCUCCUUCCUCAUCACGGCCGUCGAAGAAGUCAAAGAGGAACAGCAAUGCCGCAGCACCGUCGGCACCGGCUUCAACAUCCAACCCUUCCGGCCCUUCUUCCGCAUCUUCGUCCACUUCGACCGCAGUCGCGCUCGCGCCGCAAGUGAUCGACAACUCUUCCGCCGCCGAAGCUCUCCUCUUGCGACCCGGCGACAACACCAUGCACGUCAACAUCUCCUAUGCCGACAUGACAGCGCCCCAAUUGGGCCCGGAGAAUCCUUUUGCAACGCGCACCCUCGGCGCCCAACAAAACACUCUCACCGGCCACAUCGAGUCCGCCGCAGUCUCCGAUUUCGACUUCCGCAAUCAACAGCGUACCUUUCACGUCUAUGGGUAUGCGAAGGAUCCGUCUUUGCUGCACCAGUCUGCGGAGGGCUCUUCGUCGUACGUCGGUGAUCAGUAUGCAGCAUCGCGUUUCGGAGGCGCCUCGGCAGCCGAGAUUCGCGCGAGCAACGGUAGCAAGGCGCACAGGAAGAAGCGAAAUCCCAAAGCAGGCGAUGCAGGCAUUCUCGAUGGCGAUGGCGCCUACGUCGGUCCGUGGGCGAAACGCGCCGAAGACGACGACAUUGCAACGCAGCUCUUGGGGCAGGAUGCCACCGUGGGUCCAUCCCAAGCCGAACUCACCGCUGCGCAAGCUAAAUCCGACGCGCGCGAGAAAGACGCCCUCCUCGCCGCCCAAGCUCGCAAGACCACCUCCGAAACCGAAAAGAUCACCGAAACCUCGAUCCUGCACGCCAAGAGCAUGUACGACUACCAAGGACGAACGUACAUGCACGUGCCUACGGACGUCGAUGUCAAUCUGUCCGGCGAGGCGGGCGAGCAGGAGUGCUUUUUGCCGAAAACGUGCAUCCACACGUUCAAGGGGCAUGGGAAAGGGGUGUCGACGCUCAAGGUCUUUCCGAAAUCGGGGCAUUUGUUGUUGAGCGCUUCGUUGGAUACGACGGUCAAGCUGUGGGAUGUGUAUCACGAAGGGCAGUGUUUGCGGACGUUCAUGGGGCAUGGGAAGGCGGUGAGGGAUGUGGCGUUUUCGAAUGAUGGAAGGCGGUUUUUGUCGGCGGGGUACGAUCGGGUGGUCAAGCUGUGGGAUACCGAGACGGGCGCUUGUCUGGAUAGCUUUUCCAACAGUGCCACGCCGUACUGCGUCACCUUCCACCCGGACGAGGAUAAGCAGCACAUCUUCCUCACAGGGAUGAGCGAUAAAAAGGUCCAUCAGUGGGAUAUCAACUCGCACACGAUCACGCAGGAGUACACGUCCCACCUCGGCGCCGUCAACAGCGUCACGUUUGUCGAUGGCAAUCGACGCUUUGUGACGACCUCGGACGACAAGACGAUGCGCGGGUGGGAUUACGACAUCCCUGUGGUGAUCAAGUACAUUGCGGAUCCGACGAUGCAUUCCAUGCCGGCGGUGACAUUGUCCCCGACGGGCAAGUGGUUAGCUGCGCAGAGCAUGGACAACCAGAUCCUGACGUUUGCAGCGGACGGCUUCAAGCAGAACCGGAAAAAGGUGUUCAAGGGUCAUAACGUUGCCGGGUUCGCGUGCCAGGUGGGGUUCAGUCCCGAUGGCAAGUUCGUUAGUAGUGGUGAUGGAGAGGGCAACGUGUGCUUUUGGGACUGGAAGACGACGAGAUUGUUGAAGAGGUUGAGGGGCGCGCAUAGGGAGGCGGUGAUCAGCUGCGCGUGGUUGCCGCACGAGACCAGCAAGGUCGUCACCGGCAGCUGGGAUGGUGAGAUCAAGUUGUGGGAUUGA
Molecule: messenger RNA, 1983 nt
Organism: Kalmanozyma brasiliensis GHG001
Lineage: Eukaryota; Fungi; Basidiomycota; Ustilaginomycetes; Ustilaginales
Product: WD40 repeat
Exons: 1
Coding region: 1-1983 (660 amino acids)
Biological process (GO): mRNA splicing, via spliceosome
Cellular component (GO): catalytic step 2 spliceosome
Molecular function (GO): protein binding; mRNA binding
Source: RefSeq, a predicted model, not a curated record